Misgurnus anguillicaudatus (oriental weatherfish) is the source of this 2940-nucleotide messenger RNA. NCBI's taxonomy places the organism in Eukaryota, Metazoa, Chordata, Actinopteri, Cypriniformes, Cobitidae. The record is from RefSeq and is a predicted model, not a curated record.
AAUCCAACAAUUACUACCGCUGACGUCACUGUAAAGCGCGAUCCAUUGUGAUUUUACACUUGGUAAGUAGAACAGACAUCAAUAUAGACGGGAACAAUCCUUAAAUUUGCGUAGUAAUAAUCGUUCAAUCACGGUAAAAUGUUGUGUUUAGAACCUUUAGAAGUGCAAUGUAGCAGUUUUGUGAUGGAGAAAAUGACAUCAGAUAUUAUAAAUAUAUAACUUGCUGCACAAAAUGUGUACAGGCUAACGUUAGCUAAGCUAAUUCAAUUCAAGUUUGUUUAUUUCUUAACGUGUAAUCAUGCAAGGUAAUAUAUCAUAGGGGAUUGUAUGAUUUUUAGUUAUGAUGUGUUUUUCGUUACCAGUAGCUCACAAUAAUAUACAUUUUCUGAAGAACAUUGUUGCCAGAUUGGUGUGUUUUUAAGUAAAUGUUCAAAAUCCACACAAAUAUACUAAACACACAAAUCCUACCAAAAUUAAACAAUACAAAUUAUUUUUUAGCUACAACAAUAUUGUGGCUCAUCACAAUUCAAUAUUCAUAUUUCAUAAUAAAGCAAAUUAAGUGCACUUCUCCUAAGAAGGCUACUUGGUAACUAUUUUCUAGGUCUGUCCUUUGGCACACCAGAAAUAUCAAAGUACCACUGGUCCAAGUCCAUUUUAACCUACAUAGUACAACUCAAAACCAAUCUGCCAACACUGAUAAAGAAAUCACACUUGUAAAAAAUAUUUUAUAAACAAUUCUGAAUAUAUAUAUUUUUUCUGUUAUUAGGUCCUUCAAAUUUGUCAGCUGCUAACAUUCUCCUUUAUUUCAACACCAUUUCUCACACACAGACACACACACACACACACAAACCAAAGGCACUUUUAAGAGCCACGUCUGUCUUGUUAGUCUGUACUUGCUCUCUGUAGCUCACUUGCUUACUUGCCCAUUUCUUUAUCUUGUUCACUCUUUCACUCUCUCUCUAUCUCUCUUUCUCACUCUCUCUCUUUGUCUGUUUACAUCUUUAGUUGUCAUAUCUGUCCAUCUUCGUUGUGAGUCUUUCUGUCUGUUUGUGUUUCUUGUUCAUCACAAUGAGUGAUUCAGAACUCCAAGAAGAGUUAUUGAAUCUGGAUACCCUGGUUGAUCAUCAUAAACUCAAUAAUGAGCUUCAAAGUCUUGAUGAUUUCGUUGGUGAGCUGCAGCAAGAGGAGGAAGCAGCACCGGUAAAGCCAACUGAACCAAGGGUGCAUUGGAGAAAAAGAGACAUUGACGGCAACACUGUCUAUGCAAGACCAAGGUCAAGCAGGAAUCAGUCAAAUCAGACUGAUCACGUUCGCAAAACUGAUCCUCCCAUGACUGUUUCUGACACUAACUGUGAGGUGACUUUUGCUCCAGAGACUGUUGAGUGUUUUCUGCAAGAUCUCCAGCACUCUCUUAUCGAUACCUCAGAUGAUGAGGCAUCACCUUCUGGAACCUCAACAGAUCCUCUCCAGGCUUCCUCGAACUGGAGCAUGCGACAGAGUCUCCUUUCAGAGAGAUGGAGGGCAGAAAGACCCUAUCUAGUGAACAUUACAGUUGAACAAGAAAAUGUGGGAGCACACAUCUGUCAACAUUGUGGGAGCAAUCCAGCUGUUGUCCGAUGUGGUGACUGUCGACCCCGACCCUUUUUCUGUGACCAAUGUGAUGUGAGCAGGCACACCAUUCAAGUCCUUCAUAACAGAGAUGCCAUGACAGCUGGAUUCUUUCAACCAUUGUCUCCAACAACUUUCAUUGUGGAUAAGGCAUUGUCUGAUUGUGUACGGCUUGUACCUGUGGAGAUACCUGACAAAAUCUGUAGUUGCUCUCCACGGUCAUUAAAGGUCAUCGCAGGAAAGGCUGUUGCUGUGGUCACAAUAAAUGGACGCCAUAAUCUUAACAUGCCUGAGUUAAGCUGUGAGGCAUGUCAAGCCAAAUGGGUUGCUGGAGUGGCUGACCUGAUAAGAAGUGGCUACUGGCCUGCAACUCUUCAUUUUGCCACAAUCUAUGCAACAGAUGUCUUUAUUUCAUUUGAAGACAUGAAGAUGGCAGCACCAGGACUGUCAUGUCAAGCUUUUUUAAGAAUGUUGGAUAAGCGAACUGAACACUUUGGUCGUAGUGGUAAGAUCUCGCCUGAUAGCUUUCAGAAAAGUUUUUUUGAAUGGAAGGCUGUGCAAUAUGAGGUGGAAAACAUCUGCAAGAAAGAGCCCUUCAUCUGUCCUGCGUGCACACCAUCUAUGCUUGCGGUUUCAGUAGAUGGAAAUAGCAAGCAUUACCGUUUCAAGAAUGCAGCUAGAUCGGAGGAACAGGCCAUUUUUGAAGGUGUUUUUAUAGCUCGGGAUGAAGAUGUGACAAGAUUUGUGGAUAACAUUCACCAAACAACCAAACAUGUCAGUGGAAGAGGUGUUUGCGGAGGGGAGUGGUCAGCAGCCAGAGAAACCUCCCAAAGAUCUGCCAGCAAGGUAGACGAGGAAGGAUUAGAGCUUGCGGUGUGUCGGCAUGGAGUGCUUCUCCAUGCUUUAAAUAUGUACAGGGGGGAAAUUUUUGCAUACCCCCUGUAUUUGCAGGAAAAGCUGUCCAGUAGGCAAAUCACUUUUUUUUGUAUGGAUGUGACCUGUAAAUAUUGGCCCUACCUUCAAAAAGUGUCAAGAAGCUGCCCAGAGCUCCAGCACCUUCUUGACAUGAAGCCCUUCCUCUCAGUUUUUCAUGCGAAAGCACAUGAUUUUAAGUGUGAGGUGAAGUGGAGUGGGGCUUAUCAGGAUGGGGCUGGUUUAACUCUUGGGGAGGAGGUGGAACAGUGUAAUGCUUUCCUCUCUAGAAUUGCAGUGACUACAAAGCAUAUGUCAAAAGCAGGCAACAAAAGCCCUUCAAAGCCAGCUGGAAAACCUGCAGUCGAUGAAAGCUCAACUGGCAGUAACAUCGAGCCAAUUAGAAGACUGGGUCAAUGA